Lipotes vexillifer (Yangtze River dolphin) is the source of this 760-nucleotide messenger RNA. RefSeq names its product ras homolog family member F, filopodia associated (gene RHOF). The transcript has 5 exons. NCBI's taxonomy places the organism in Eukaryota, Metazoa, Chordata, Mammalia, Artiodactyla, Lipotidae. The record is from RefSeq and is a predicted model, not a curated record. The coding region runs from base 30 to 665 and encodes 211 amino acids. Gene Ontology annotation, biological process: small GTPase-mediated signal transduction. Gene Ontology annotation, molecular function: GTP binding; GTPase activity.
GCCUCCGCUAGUGCUGCCUGCUCCCGGCUAUGGACAACCCUGGGGCCCCAGCCCCGACUGCGGCCCCGGGCCCGGGCAAGAAGGAGCUGAAAAUCGUGAUUGUAGGCGACGGCGGCUGCGGCAAGACUUCACUGCUCAUGGUGUACAGCCAGGGGUCCUUCCCCGAGCACUACGCCCCAUCCGUGUUCGAGAAGUACACGGCCAGCGUGACCGUGGGCAGCAAGGAGGUGACCCUGAACUUAUACGACACCGCCGGGCAGGAAGAUUAUGACCGGCUGCGGCCCCUGUCCUACCAGAACACCCAGCUCGUGCUCAUCUGCUAUGACGUCAUGAACCCCACCAGCUAUGACAACGUUCUCAUCAAGUGGUUCCCGGAGGUCACCCACUUCUGCCGUGGGAUCCCUAUGGUGCUCAUUGGCUGCAAGACAGACCUGAGGAAAGACAAGGAGCAGCUGCGCAAGCUCCGGGCGGCCCAGCUGGAGCCCAUCACCUACACGCAGGGCCAGAGCGCCUGCGAGCAGAUCCAAGCUGCCCUCUACCUGGAAUGUUCUGCCAAGUUUCGGGAGAACGUGGAGGACGUCUUCCGAGAGGCCGCCAAAGUUGCCCUCAGUGCUCUGAAGAAAGCACAGCGGCAGAAACAACACCGCCUGUGCUUGCUGCUUUGACACCUCCCGGCGGGGCCCAUGGCCCUCACGAUAGAACUGACAGGACCCAGGUCCCCCGCUCCAGACUACUCCCCAGAUCCUGCCCCCUCCCCAGC